Messenger RNA from Erinaceus europaeus (western European hedgehog), 825 nucleotides. RefSeq names its product mitochondrial ribosomal protein L32 (gene MRPL32). Bases 45 to 614 code for a protein of 189 amino acids. The record is from RefSeq and is a predicted model, not a curated record. Gene Ontology annotation, biological process: translation. Gene Ontology annotation, molecular function: structural constituent of ribosome. The transcript is spliced from 3 exons. Lineage: Eukaryota; Metazoa; Chordata; Mammalia; Eulipotyphla; Erinaceidae. Gene Ontology annotation, cellular component: mitochondrial large ribosomal subunit.
CAUGCUCGGGUGGGGGGGGAAUCCUGCAGUCUGGGAUUGACAACAUGGCGUCUUCCUUGCUGCUGCUGGUGCGGGUUCCUUCUUGGCCAGCAGCCCGGGGUUACCUCUGGAACUGUUGGGAAGGACUUCAGCAGAGAAUUCAGCAGAGCCAACAAGGCUUUUCCCAUCCUCCGUGGGUGCCAGCACUAGCUGUCCAAGGUCCAGCUGCGUACACAGAACCCUUACAGGAUACCCCUGGAAGUAAGGAGGCCCCCAGCCUAUUGGAUAGCAUCUUUUGGAUGGCAGCUCCCAAAAACAGGCGCAGCAUUGAAGUUAACCGAUGUAGGAGAAGAAACCCUCAGAAGCUUAUUAAAGUCAAGAAUGAUAUUGACAUUUGCCCUGUGUGUGGUCACCUGAAACAGAAGCACGUCCUUUGUGGCUACUGCUAUGAGAAGGUGUGCAAGGAGACUGCAGAAGUCAGAAAACUGAUAUGGAAGCAGGAAGGGGGCCCUUUUAAGGCCCCUACUGUGGAUACUGUGGUGUUGUACAAGGGAGAGACUCCAUCUGAACAAAAUCAAGGAAAGAGGAUCAUUGAACGAGACAGGAAACGGCCAUCCUGGUUCACCCAAAACUGAUGCCAAAGAUGUUUAAAGAAGAAAAUUUCGUGUAAAAGGUUCCCUUGAAAAAGAGGAAGGUUCUUUUUUUUUGUUUUUAAUGUUAUUAUGCUUGUUACUAGAUCAUCGAUAUCAUUUAAAAAAAAUCCUUUAUAAGCAUUUGUUUUCUUGUGGGUAAUUUGAAGAAUGUGUCAUGAAUAAACUGAAAAGGUUUGCUAAUGCAAAAGCUCAA